Macaca mulatta (Rhesus monkey) is the source of this 2615-nucleotide messenger RNA. NCBI's taxonomy places the organism in Eukaryota, Metazoa, Chordata, Mammalia, Primates, Cercopithecidae. The record is from RefSeq and is a predicted model, not a curated record.
CUUCUAUUUAAGUCCUCUUUUCUCUAAUCCAGACUCCUGCCCCAAGGGCCACCGCCGUCCUGGCCCUGCCAGGGGUCCGUGCCCACGACGGAGAGGGAGGCCCCUUUUUGCGGUCACAAUAAUGGGACCUCAGCGCCGCCACCAGCUCUGACCGGCGAGCGACUGGACCCUCCAACCCGAUUUCCACGUCUGUGCAACGGGUUCAUUCUAGACCCACGGUAGAGGGUGUGAGGACCAAAUGAGAAGUAUCCAUACAGAAUACUUAGCAGAGAGCCUGGUGUCUAGGAAUCAGUAAUUGUCUGUCACCUAGGACUGUGUGGCCGCCAUGGGACGGGCUCCAUCUUUGUGAUUUUCCGUGUCUCGCACACCCCUCCCUGCCUGGGCGUCCCAUUCCUGCAUAUUAGAGACGGGGGACGUCUUGCCCCAAGCUGUCUGCUAAUUCGCAUUUAAUAUGUGCCAGUCCUUCGGGAAUACAAACAUAAAGGGCCUCGACCGUUGCAAAUAGACUAGAGAAAAGUGAAAACAAAUCUGAAUGAAGAUGAAGUUAUUUCAGACCAUUUGCAGGCAGCUCAGGAGUUCAAAGGGAUUUUCUGUGGAAUCAGCUGCCCUGGUGGCUUUCUCUACUUCCUCUUACUGUUGUGGCCGGAAGAAAAAUGUGAACCCAUAUGAAGAAGUGGACCAAGAAAAAUACUCUAAUUUAGUUCAGUCUGUCUUGUCAUCCAGAGGCGUCGCCCACACCCCAGGAUCGGUGGAGGAAGAUGCUUUACUCUGUGGACCUGUGAGCAAGCAUAAGCCGCCAAAGCAAGGUGAGGACCCACGAGUGCCACAAAACUGGUUUCCUAUCUUCAAUCCAGAGAGAAGUGAUAAACCAAAUGCAAGUGAUCCUUCAGUUCCUUUGAAAAUCCCCUUGCAAAGGAAUGUGAUACCAAGUGUGACCCGAGUGCUUCAGCAGACCAUGACAAAACGACAGGUUUUCUGGUUGGAGAGGUGGAAACAGCGGAUGAUUCUGGAACUGGGAGAAGAUGGCUUUAAAGAAUAUAAUUCAAGUUUUCAUGUUUGUGAUCAUGUGUAUGUGAAGAACCUAGCCAGGGACAUCUUUUUACAAGGGAAACGGUUCCAUGAAGCCUUGGAAAGCAUACUUUCACCCCAGGAAACCUUAAAAGAGAGAGAUGAAAAUCUCCUCAAGUCUGGUUACAUCGAAAGUGUCCAGCAUAUUCUGAAAGAUGUCAGUGGAGUGCGAGCUCUUGAAAGUGCUGUUCAACAUGAAACCUUAAACUAUAUAGGUCUGCUGGACUGUGUGGCUGAGUAUCAGGGCAAGCUGUGUGUGAUUGAUUGGAAGACAUCAGAGAAACCAAAGCCUUUUAUUCAAAGUACAUUUGACAACCCACUGCAAGUUGUGGCAUACAUGGGUGCCAUGAACCAUGACACCAAUUACAGUUUUCAGGUUCAGUGUGGCUUAAUUGUGGUGGCCUACAAAGACGGAUCACCUGCCCACCCACAUUUCAUGGAUGCAGAGCUCUGUUCCCAGUACUGGGCCAAGUGGCUUCUUCGACUAGAAGAAUAUACGGAAAAAAAAAAGAACCAGAAUAUUCAGAAACCAGAAUAGGGAACAGGACGCUAUUUGGGAACAUUCAGCACCUUCUCACAGUUUGGGAACAUAUAUUGCUGUUUAUUCCAGUGUAAAAAUGAGGUGCCACUGGAUCUGAGUGCUACAUGAACACAAGUAGAAGUAUUAAUGUGUUGAAAUGUGUUGUUACCAGAAAGACUGAAAAGCCCCAAAGUCUAGAUGUAGAGAGCUAGGCUUCGGCAUGCGAAAUCCCAGCUCUGCUACCUCUUAUUUACCUGAAAGCAGGACACACAGGAUGGGCAGUCACGCUGGUGACUCUUGGACUCCCUUGAGGGACCUUUUUUUGGGGGGGAAUCCCAGGCAGGAUGCCCAGUCUUUGAGCUGAGAUUGGAAGGCAGUGAGGCUGAGGGUGCCAAGAUUUCCCCAGGGUUCACCCAGAGGGGAAGGGGCUACACACCCCCAGCUGUGUGCAGGGAGGACACAUCAGCCCACUACCGCUGCCAACACCAAUGCCUAAAACUUGUUUCAUACAUUGGGGUUUUCUAUAUAUUUCAGUUGGGAAAAGCUUACAUUUAACCUUUUAAAAAAAUAAAUACGUGAUUAGCCUCAACUAAACAUUGCCAACUAUAAAGACAGAGUAUAUUCACUAUGUUGCUGGCAAUAUGCUGUUGCAUAACACCAAAUAACCCCCAGAAGUAGCCAGAGGUCAGUUUGAACAUCACAAUUGUAAGUGUUUUAGUAGCUAUUUCUGGCGUGAGUCAAGGGAUCAUGUAGAUAGAGUCAAUUAUUGUUUGUGGAGUUUUUCAGCUAUAGGGGAGGGGAACUAUUAAAAUCCAUUUGUUUCUAUUCAAUAGGUAAUAAAAUUAUUAUUGUCACUGGGUUUGGGAAACUUAAAUGCCCAUUACAGCCCUGGGGAAGGGUUUUCUGUCUUAUGGAGUGAGUCUUAGCAUUUAAGUUAUAGUUGCUGCCUUAAAAUAGUAGCCUGCUACAAUGACUUCUUUGGGUAGCCAUUUUCGUAAGAAAUAAAAUACAAGAUAUGAGUAAUGAA